This is a messenger RNA of Benincasa hispida (wax gourd), 2305 nucleotides long. RefSeq names its product subtilisin-like protease SBT5.3. Gene Ontology annotation, molecular function: serine-type endopeptidase activity. NCBI's taxonomy places the organism in Eukaryota, Viridiplantae, Streptophyta, Magnoliopsida, Cucurbitales, Cucurbitaceae. Gene Ontology annotation, biological process: proteolysis. The record is from RefSeq and is a predicted model, not a curated record.
AGUAAUGGAGUUCUCUUAUAGACUUUCUCCAUUGCUUUUGUUUUUCUUUUUACUUCAAACAUCUGCCAUUCCUACCAAAAAGUCUUACAUUGUUUAUUUGGGAUUGCACUCGUUCGGAUUGAACCCUUCAAAGUAUGAUGUUCAACGCGCGACAGAGUCGCAAUAUGAUAUCUUAAGUUCAGUCACGGGAAGCAAAUUGGCAGCCAAAGAAUCAAUUAUGUAUUCGUACAGUAGAUACAUUAAUGGUUUUGCUGCCGUACUUGAUGAAAAAGAAGCCAUGGCUCUUGCAAAGAAUCCAAGCGUGGUGUCGGUUUUCGAAAAUAAGGAAAGAAAAUUGCAUACAACAAAAUCAUGGAGUUUUCUUGGGGUGGAUAGUGAUGCAGGAAUUCCCUCAAACUCCAUUUGGAAAGCUGCAAGGUUUGGGGAAGAUACAAUUAUAGGCAACCUUGACACGGGUGCUUGGCCAGAGUCCAAGAGCUUCAAUGAUGCAGGCUAUGGCCCUGUUCCUUCAAGGUGGAGGGGAGCUUGUGACGGUGGCGCCAACUUUCGUUGCAAUAGGAAGUUGAUUGGAGCAAGAUAUUUCAACCAAGGAUUUGCAAUGGCCAAUGGUCCUCUCAACGUUAGCUUCAACACUGCAAGAGACAAAGAAGGCCAUGGUUCACACACUUUGUCCACAGCCGGAGGCAACUUUGUCCCCGGAGCCAAUAUCUUUGGCUAUGGCAAUGGCACUGCAAAAGGAGGUUCCCCCAAAGCUCGUGUUGCUGCCUACAAGGUUUGCUGGCCUGCGCCUACUGGCGGUUGUUUUGACUCCGAUAUCCUAGCCGGUUUUGAAGCCGCCAUAGGCGACGGUGUCGAUGUUCUCUCUGUCUCUCUUGGUACUGGAGCUCAAGAGUUUGCUUACGACGCCGUUUCAAUUGGGGCAUUCCAUGCCGUUCAAAAAGGAAUCGUCGUGGUUUGCUCUGGAGGAAAUGACGGCCCAUCUCCUGGAACUGUAAGCAAUGUAUCUCCUUGGAUGUUCACUGUUGCAGCUAGUACCAUCGACCGAGAUUUCGCCAGUUAUGUCCUACUCGGAAACAAGAAGCAUAUCAGGGGUUCAAGUCUUUCAUCCAGUGGAUUGCGAGGUCGUAAAUUCUAUCCUUUGAUAAAUGCUAUAGAAGCAAAAGCUGCAAAUGCAACAGACAGCCUUGCGCAAUUUUGUGAACAGGGAUCACUUGAUCCUGCAAAGGCAAAAGGGAAGAUAAUAGUUUGCCUUCGAGGAGAAAACGCAAGGGUCGAGAAGAGUUUCGUUGUUCUUCAUGCUGGCGGCGUCGGUAUGAUUAUGGUGAAUGACCAGAAAGAUGGAUCAGGCACUUUGGCUGAUGCCCAUAUACUUCCUGCUACUCAUGUUAGCUACACCGAUGGACUUUCUAUCUCUCAGUAUAUUAAAUCCACCAAGACACCUGUUGCUUACAUAACCCAUGUAAAGACUGAGGUAGGAAUUAAACCAUCACCUGUCAUGGCUGACUUCUCAUCAAGAGGCCCUAAUUCCAUCACAGAGGCCAUGCUCAAGCCUGAUAUAACAGCACCGGGAGUGAAUAUAAUCGCAUCGGUCACGAUAGAUGCAACAGCAACGGACUCUCCAUUCGACACGCGUCGGGUUCCUUUCAACGUUGAAUCUGGCACUUCCAUGUCUUGCCCACACAUUUCAGGUGUUGCUGGCCUUUUGAAGACACUUUAUCCCACAUGGAGCCCAGCUGCUAUCAAAUCUGCCAUUAUGACUACAGCCAAAACAAGAGACAACACUCAGCGAACAAUAUCGGACACCGCCAAAAUGAAGGCAACCCCAUUUGAUUAUGGUGCAGGACAUGUUCAUCCCAAUAGUGCAAUGGACCCCGGCCUCGUUUACGACACGACAAUCGACGAUUACUUGAACUUCUUAUGUGCACGAGGCUACAACUCUGUAGCUCUCAAGAAAUUCUAUAACAAACCAUUUAUCUGCGCCAAAUCAUUUGCAAUCACAGAUCUCAACUACCCAUCGAUCUCGGUCCCAGAGUUGCGAAUCGGUGCCCCAGUAACAGUCAAUAGAAGAGUUAAGAAUGUGGGAACACCAGGAACAUAUGUAGCACGCGUGAAGGCAUCCCCGGCGAUCUCAGUUUCAGUCGAGCCGAGUACGUUGCAGUUUAAUAGUGUGGGUGAAGAGAAGGCUUUCAAGGUUGUAUUUCAAUACAAAGGAAAAGAACAACGUCAAGGACAUGUGUUUGGGACAUUGAUAUGGUCAGAUGGAAAACAUUUUGUUAGAAGUCCUAUUGCAGUGAAAUUGGGAUGA